Anneissia japonica is the source of this 1171-nucleotide messenger RNA. RefSeq lists its product as uncharacterized. The record is from RefSeq and is a predicted model, not a curated record. The coding region runs from base 38 to 1171 and encodes 377 amino acids. The transcript has 6 exons. NCBI's taxonomy places the organism in Eukaryota, Metazoa, Echinodermata, Crinoidea, Comatulida, Comatulidae.
UUCUAUAUGGAGUGACAGCCCUAGUUUUAUAUUUAUCAUGUCAACAAAUUAUAUAUCCAUAAUAUUUUUUUUUUUAUAUUAUUGUUUUUUUUUUUCUUUUUCUCUCUAUCCCUCUUUCUCUUCAGCUACAUGCGUCCUUCGGUGCGACGUGCAAGGUAUUUGUUAUGUCGCGGAGGGAGCCGUGUGCGAGUUUAUAGAGGAUAGCAAUGAAGAUACUUCAAAUGAAAAUGAGCAUGAGCGACACAAGCGCGACGCCCAUCAAGAAAAUGCUGGUAAAGGAAAUAACCCUAAUCUCAGGAGUGCGAUAUUUGUGUUGUCCGAGCGAUGCCAAAAUACGUUACGUUGUGGGCGGAAGGAUUCUAAUCCUAUCAAGCCACCUACCAAAGUAAACUCAGUCAUCACAUGUUGUCUGAACUGUCUACAUUUUUACCCUCCCUGUACUUCCAUAUCAUUUAAGAAGUCGAAUGCUGAAUGUAAAUUAUGGAACUUUCUGGGCCUGCCCUUCAACCACAAUACCGAUGAAAUGAUCUAUUAUUCCAUUAAACCAUAUGUUACUGACUGCAGCCAGAUCGCAAAAACCCUGCCGCGAUCGAAAUCCGGAAGGUAUGCAGUAGCCUAUGGACGUGAAACUGUUCUUGUGGUAUGCGAGAUCAAGGAUAAGGAAGGAUGGACCGUGUUGCAGAAACGACAAAAUAGCUCCUUUAACUUCAACAGAACAUGGGAGGAAUACAGACGCGGCUUUGGUGACCUUCGUUCCGACUUUUGGUUGGGGAACGAAUUUAUAUAUAAGCUAACAUCCGGAGGGAAAUUUCAUCUCCGGAUUGAAGCACACACAAGAACAGGGAAUGUAUUUUCAGCAACGUAUGCUUCGUUUAAGAUUCGGCAAGAGAGUGAAAAUUAUAAAUUGUCUGUUGGAGAUACCAUAGGCCAAAAUGACGAUGGUGGUCACGCAUUCUUUGAAGCAUCAUCGACAAGUUUCUCAACAUACGACAGGGACAAUGAUCAAAAUAAAGACAAGAACUGCGCCUCAGAAGGUGGGGGUGGUUGGUGGUUUAGAUUAUGUUGGAAUUCGUGCUAUUUUAACGGUUUAUACACUUUAAGUUCCAAGUGCGACAUUAAUAUAGAACAGCCACAGUUGAGUAGGACAAUAAUGAUGAUAAAGCGUGUGUAA